Molecule: messenger RNA, 2460 nt
Organism: Adineta steineri
Lineage: Eukaryota; Metazoa; Rotifera; Eurotatoria; Adinetida; Adinetidae
Source: the annotation of a GenBank genome assembly
AUGGCUUCGGAAAUUAGUGAUUUAUUUAAAACGGUUGAUGAUAAGAUUAUUAAUGGAGCAAACAAUACCAUUCCAGUUAAUGAUAUAAAUAACUUAUUUAGAACAAUUGCACAUUUGAUCUCAGAUAAAGAACCUGAUUUAAAGAGAGAUUAUUAUAAUCGUGUUAAACAUGAAUUUCAUAUGAAAAAAUCAAGUUUUUUAAGAUUAAUUGGAAAAAUAGAUGAAGCAGUUAAAGAAGAAGAACUUGUUGGUCGAUAUGAAGAGGAAUUACCAUCAAGUCGACAAGACAUAAUCGAUGAUAGUAAUGAUAAUUGUGUAUUAGCAUCUUGUUCUACAACUUUACAAACAUUACCUGAAUCGGAUUUUGAAAAAAUCAAAACUGAUGUUUUAGAUAUGUGGAAUCAAUUAAAAGAUUACAUAAAAGAUUGCCAAUUAGGUUCUACAGUUAAUGAUUUAGAUGAUUUAAUUAAUAUUUUUAAUGUCAGCGAAGUUAAUCUAUUUGAUCAAUACAUGAAAUUAGAAGAAUUAUCGUCAAAAAUACGAUUUAUUUUAAAUCUUUUAAAAAGUCAGAUAUUUUCGAGUGAUAAUAAAUCCGACAAAACAAUUAAAUCAAAUGUACAACUCUCCAAUACAUGGAAUGAUGAAUUACUUAAAUUUAUUGUAAAACUUGAUUUAAUUGUUUUUAAUUGUCUUUAUGAAUAUCGAUGCAAUUUCGGACAAUUUCUUUUAUCACAAAAGCAUAGACUAAAUGACUUUUUAUUUGAUAAUAUUCCAUUUACUGAAGAACGUAUUAAUGCACAUGCUAGAAAAUUAGCUGGUUUAUUUCAUCCUGAUAAAAUUCAACGUCCUCAAGAUAUUGCAAAUUUUCGUGAAUUAUUUGAAUGUAUUAUUAUUGUAAGGAAUAAUUUUCUAAACGAUUUAACACAACGUGCAACUAUUAAUGGUUUAGUAGCUAUGCAUAAAGAAAAAGGAUAUGAAUUCUGGAUAAUUGCAAGAGAUUAUAGUCGAGCAAAAAAUGAAAAAUGGGAUGAAUUAUGUCAUUUUAAAGAAGAUCAGUUAAAACAAUUUACUAAAAAUGAAUUAUUAACUCAUCAGAAACAAUUUGCAUUAUGUGCAUAUGAAGAAUACCGUGCAGCAGCUUUAGCAUUAGGUGAUCAUGGAAAUAUUGAAGAACGUUCCGAGUUAAGAAGACUAAUGGCAAUAGCACUUUAUACAGCUGAGAGAUAUUUACCGGCACAGACUUAUGUUAUUGCAGCGAUGCAUAUUUUAUUGAAUGAUAUUCCAUCAGAUAAUUAUUCAAAAAAAUUUGAUGAAUUAAAAGAAUUAUUAAAUAAAGUAUCACAAAAUACUUCAUCGACGAAGACAUCGAAUGGUAAUUCUAAAGCAAUAAUAAAUCAAACGACUACAGAUAGAUCUAUUAUUGCUAACAAUCAAUCUACACACACAUUAAUUCAAAAAAGAGCAUAUCUUAAAGAUGAAUUAAAAUCCAUUGUACUUCAACAAUGUUUAUUUAGAAGUGAAGAAAAAGAAAUAAAAACAUCUGAAGAAUUAAUACUUCAUGCCAAACGACAAGCUUUUAAACACAAGAACAAAGGUAUUAUAUUAGGAGCAAGUGGUGUUGCUGUGGGUUCAAGUAUGCUUGUAUCGACAUAUAAUAGUAUUAUAAUAGGUGCUGAAUUUGGGGCAACAUUUGGUCCACUAGGUAUUGUGGUUGGUAUAAUUGCCGGAGUAAGCGUUGGAGCUGGUAGUCUCCUUCUAGGGCAUAACCUUAUAAAGCAAAGUCAAGAGCAAUUUAAAGAACCAAGAAUUCGAGAAAAUUUAAAUAAAAUAUUUAAUCAAGCAUUAGAAUAUUACAAAGAAGGAAAUUAUACCGGUUUCUUGGAAUUAUUAGCUACAAAGUAUUCAAAAGAUCGUUCAUUGUUAACAAUUAAAAUUGAUGAACAAGAACAUGAAAUAAGAGUAGAAGUAAAGGCAAAAGAAAUUGUUAAAAUAUUAUUAAAACAUGAUUUUCGUCCAGAUGGUACUGCUUAUCUAUUGAUUUUAAUUGGCGAAGCUCUUUUAAAAAGACCACAAUUUCGAAAAGACAAAACUAAUUUUUGUCAGCCAACACAAUCACUUUUAAAUGAAUAUGCAAGCCAGUUAUUUUCGGAAGUUUUUCAAGCAACAUCGUUAUUACAAGUUAAAGCUAAAGAAUUAGACGACAAAGUAAAAAAGAAACAAUUAGAACGUGCUGAAGCCAGGACAGCUAUUCUAUCUAAUUAUUGGUGGGAAAUUAUGGCACUUCAUUCAUCAUAUACAGAUUCCAUUCCAAAAGAAUAUUUCUCAGACGCACUUAACACACCAUUUAGCAGUCGUCUUGAGGAAUUAGGUAUGAUAGCACGUUUAAAUUGUGCAAUUGUACAAAUAAUUAUUGGUAGUUCUGAUAAUUUAAAAAGAACUAGUUCAUAUAUUAUAUCAUGA